Chrysochloris asiatica (Cape golden mole) is the source of this 1332-nucleotide messenger RNA. RefSeq names its product ras GTPase-activating protein-binding protein 1-like. The coding region runs from base 1 to 1332 and encodes 443 amino acids. Gene Ontology annotation, cellular component: cytosol; ribonucleoprotein complex. The record is from RefSeq and is a predicted model, not a curated record. Lineage: Eukaryota; Metazoa; Chordata; Mammalia; Afrosoricida; Chrysochloridae. Gene Ontology annotation, molecular function: mRNA binding. The transcript has 3 exons.
AUGGCUGCCCAGUCAGGAGGCCCCCUGCUUGGGCCUCACCCUCUGGUUGCUUUGGAGUUCUCUGCCAUCUGCCCUGUUGUGGAGCAAAACCUUUCCCUCUCGCGCUCAGCAGUGCAGGUUGAAUUGACCAAAGCAAUAGUUAUGGAGAAGCCGAGUCCCCUGCUGGUCGGGCAGGAAUUUGUGAGACAGUACUAUAUACUGCUGAAUCAGGCCCCAGACAUGCUACGUAGAUUUUAUGGUAAGAACUCUUAUGUCCAUGGAGGAUUGGAUUCAAAUGGAAAACCAGCAGAUGCAGUCUAUGGACAAAAAGAAAUCCAUAGGAAAGUGAUGUCACAAAACUUUACCAAUUGCCACACUGAGAUUAUCCAUGUUGAUGCUCAUGCUACUCUAAACAAUGGUGUGGUGGUCCAGGUGAUGGGGUUGCUCUCUAAUAACAACCAAGCCUUGCGAAGAUUUAUGCAGACACUUGUCCUUGCUCCUGAGGGCUCUGUUGCAAAUAAGUUCUAUGUUCAUAAUGAUAUCUUCAGUUACCAAGAUGAAGCCUUUGGUGGCUUUGUCACUGAGCCUCAGGAGGAAUCUGAGGAAGAAGUAGAGGAGACUGAAGAAAGACAGCAGAUACCAGAGGUGGUACCCGAUGAUGCUGGAACUUUCUAUAAUCAGACUGUCAGCACUGACUUAGAAGAACAUUUAGAGGAACCUGUUGUGGAACCAGAGCCUGAUCCAGAACCAGAACCAAGAACCUCACCUGCAGACAUACCUCAGACAGCACAGGAAGACUUGAGGACAUUUUCUUGGACAUCUGUGACUAGUAAGAAUCUUCCUCCCAGUGGAGCUGUUCCAGUUACUGGGAUCCCACCUCAUGUUGUUAAAGUUUCAACUUCACAGCCCCAUCCAGAGUCUAAGCCUGAAUCUCAGAUUCCACCGCAGAGACCUCAGAGGGAUCAAAGAGUGCGAGGACAACGAAUCAAUAUUCCUCCACAGAGGGGCCCUAGACCAAUUCAUGAAGCUGGUAAGCAAGGUGAUGUUGAACCUCGAAGAAUUGUAAGACACCCUGACAGUCACCAACUCUUCAUUGGCAACCUGCCUCAUGAAGUGGAUAAAUCAGAGCUUAAAGACUUCUUCCAAAACUAUAGGAAUGUGGUAGAGCUGCACAUUAACAGUGGUGGGAAACUACCCAAUUUUGGGUUUGUUGUGUUUGAUGACUCUGAACCUGUUCAGAAAGUUCUUAGUAACAGGCCUAUCAUGUUCAGAGGUGAAGUCUGUCUGAAUGUGGAAGAGAUAACCGCCUGCAGGUACCUGGAGGCCCUCCAGGCAGGCUGGGUGGUGGAUUGA